Messenger RNA from Megalops cyprinoides (Indo-Pacific tarpon), 320 nucleotides. RefSeq names its product histone H2B type 1-A-like. Bases 30 to 320 code for a protein of 96 amino acids. The record is from RefSeq and is a predicted model, not a curated record. NCBI's taxonomy places the organism in Eukaryota, Metazoa, Chordata, Actinopteri, Elopiformes, Megalopidae. Gene Ontology annotation, cellular component: nucleosome. Gene Ontology annotation, molecular function: DNA binding; protein heterodimerization activity; structural constituent of chromatin. The transcript has 3 exons.
GGGUGCCCAACCCCCCUUCUGUGGCGAUAAUGAAGACCUCUGGCUUUAAGGUGACAAAGAAGGCAGUCAAGCCAUAUCGCCGAGAAAAGAGAAAGGCCAAGGCCUACUCGACCUACAUCUACAAACUGCAGAAAGAGGGCAACUCCGUGAGCAAAUGCGUCGCUGUUCCCAGAGGCCUGUCCGGAGAGACGGUCCAGCUGUUGGUGACGGAGGCUGCACGGCUUUCGAAGUACAACAAGCGGGGCACCAUCACCCGUGAUGAAGUCCACUCCGCCGUUAAACUGCUACGCCCCAAAAACUCUGGGAAAGAGGGCGCUUGA